ACAAAUACAACAAUUAUCGGAAUAUGUGGAAUGGGCGGCAUCGGUAAGACAACUCUGGCAAAGGUCCUAUACAACAAUCUCUCUAGUCAAUUCGAACAUCGUAGCUUCUUGACAGAUAUUCGAGAAACAUGUGCACGGAAGGGUAUUGAAUGCCUGCAAAAGCAACUCAUUUGCGAUAUACUAAGAACUCCAUGUGACGUGUCUAAUGUCGAGGAGGGAAUCGGUGUCAUAAGGUCUCGCUUUACAAGUAAGAAAGUCCUCAUUGUCCUUGACGAUGUGGAUGAUGAUACUCACUUGAAUGCUUUGGCCGGAGAGAGUAGUUCGUUUGAAGCUGGUAGUAUGGUCAUCAUAACAACUAGAAACAAGAGUAUUCUUGAGGAGGCUACGGCAAGCCCUAUCUACCAACUCAAAGAAUUGCCUUCGGAUCAAUCGCUGAUUUUGUUCAGUAGAUAUGCAUUUCGAAAGGAUUCUCCUCAGAGCGAUUAUGAGGUUAUCUCUGGUGAUGUUGCAUCAACCACUGGGGGGCUUCCCUUAGCGCUUAAAGUUAUAGGUUCGUUUUUAUGUGGAAAGGGAAAAGAAGUAUGGGAAGAUACAUUAAAAAAAUUAAAGAAGGUGCCUCACAUAAAAGUGCAAGAGAAGUUGAAGAUAAGUUACGAUGCGUUAAAUCCUGAGGAGCAACAGAUAUUUCUGGAUAUUGCAUGUUUUUUUAUUGGAUGGCAUAAACAAAGUCCGACUUAUAUGUGGGAUGCCUGUGAGUUUUUUCCGGCGACAGGGAUUGAAGUAUUAAGUCUUUUGUCCCUCAUUGAAAUUGAUGAAAGCGGCAAUCUAAUGAUGCAUGAUCAACUGAGAGAUUUGGGAAGGGAAAUUGUUCGUCAAGAAAAUGCAAAGGAGCCUUGGAAGUGGAGUAGAUUAUGGAAUCAUAAGGACGCCGAAGAUGUGGUUGACAACAGCAAGGGGACUAGAAAGAUUGAGGCCCUUUGUCUUUGGAAUUAUGGUGAGGGAGGAAGAAGUUAUACGGCUGAACAAUUUAAAGAGCUGGCCAACUUGAGGUUCUUUCAAAUGAAUGGUGGGAAUUUCACUGGAGAUUUCCAGAACUUGCUUCCUCAAUUAAGAUGGCUCCAAUGGCAGGAUUGUCCGUCAGAUUUCGCAGCGGCCAACUUUCAUCCGAAGAAAUUAGUCGUGCUCGAUCUAUCGUAUAGCGACAUUUCGGAGGACUGGGGAGGAUGGGGUCCACUAAAGGUGGCAACCGAACUCAAAGUUCUCAAUCUCACGUGGUGUUGGUCUUUGAAAGGAACUCCCGACUUGUCCGCUUUCAAAAGCUUGGAGAUUUUGAUUCUUGAAAAUUGUAGCGGUUGGAAGAGAUUCAUCCUUCUAUCGGAGACCUCAAGACCCUCGUCUCCUUGAAUGUCCGGCGUUGUGUUAAAUUGAAGGAGCUACCGGCCGGAGUAGGCAAAAUGGAAAAUUUGAGGGAGCUUAUCUUAGAUGAAACUCCCAUACGAGAGAUUCCUAUUUCGAGA
Molecule: messenger RNA, 1517 nt
Organism: Rhodamnia argentea
Lineage: Eukaryota; Viridiplantae; Streptophyta; Magnoliopsida; Myrtales; Myrtaceae
Product: disease resistance protein L6-like
Exons: 3
Coding region: 31-1404 (457 amino acids)
Biological process (GO): defense response
Molecular function (GO): ADP binding
Source: RefSeq, a predicted model, not a curated record